CGGAGUACUAGGAAGUUAAAGAUCGUGGCUUGAACCCACCCGUGGACUCUGGCUUCUGGCGGGAAAAGACUUAUCCGCUCAGCAUUCUUGACUUUCGGAAUACCCCUGGCAAUGCCGGUCCAGCCCUGCAAUCCGAUCCAUAUUCUGGACGGCUUUUGACCUCACUGCUGGGCCGCUGGCUGAUAUGCGAGAAACCUGCAUGAUUGUCUGAUGGCUCGUGGAGCACAAAAUAGUUGACAGGUAAGUCCUGACCAUGCUCAGCCUGGUCUUUUGAACGCUCUUGUCAACCUCCUUAAAUGCUUCCCAUUUACUUGUCAACUCCUGGUCAUGCACCAAGAGACAGCUUACGAUAGCAAGUUCCGUCUCUUGCUCGGCAAAUCACCACACUUUGGCUCUACGGUGUUGCCCAUCUAACCCGCCCUCCUCAAUCUCCUGGUCUUUUCCAAGGAUGGGUGCCAGAUUCAUACCAACCAUUGCUUCCCAGUCGUUGGGAAGAGCAUGGCACCACAACCUCGAGUAUAAGCUGAGCUUGUGCCAACGAUAUGCCUUUGAGUCCAUCGAACUAUUCUUCGAAGACCUUGAUGGCAUUGCUCAAUCUUUACCUGUAUCACAUCCGCCAUCAAGUCCUGGGACAUCCUUUGCCGGCUCGACUGAUACCCAAGAAAGGCAACUAGCAGCUGCAGCAUACAUUCAUGAGCUUUGCCUCGCCCACGAAUUGGAAAUAUUAUGUAUUCAACCAUUCAUGCAUUAUGAAGGCCGCCUCGAUUCCUCUUCCCACCAGGCUGCUAUUCAAGAUCUUCAUUUCUGGAUCAGACUAGUUCACACCUUGGGAACGGACCUCAUUCAAAUACCUUCAAGCUUUUUGGAUUCUUCCAAAUGUACAGGCUCUCGCGAUAUACUUGUGGCAGAGCUGAGGGAAGCUGCAGACAUCGGCCUCCGAGCCACACCUCCAAUUCGAUUUGCCUACGAAGCUCUUGCCUGGGGAACACAUGUCGACACAUGGGAUGCAGCAUGGUCAAUUGUCCAAGAAGUCGACAGACCUAACUUCGGCACAUGUAUUGACACCUUCAAUCUUGCCGGACGAAUUUUCGCAGAUCCAGCUUCACCUACAGGACUGACACCUAAUGCACUCGAAGACAGUCAAAAAUCCAUUGCGAAGAUUCGCUCGGAGCUGUCGCUAGCGAUUGAUAAGGUAUUCUAUGUCGAGGUGUGUGAUGGCGAGCGGUUGGAUGCACCACUAUUACCUGGUCAUGCUUGGUAUAAUGCUGAACAACCACCUCGCAUGUCAUGGUCGAGAAAUGCUAGACUCUUUCCUUUUGAGAAACCGGGUUAUCUACCUGUCUUGGAGAUCCUCGAAGCCGUCUGCGAAGCUGGGUAUACAGGGCACAUCUCCUUCGAGUUGUUCUCAAGGACAGCGAAUCAGCCUGAUAAGGAAGUGCCUGAGCAGCAUGCCAAACGUGCAGCUAUGGCUUGGCAGAAGCUCUCGCAACAUAUGAGGUGGGACUCACCUCGCUCCAUCCCUGAAGAUGGUCAUCGCACACCGACAUCUGUUGACGCCGUGAAGAACAACUCGGCUUGUCAGGACUGGGAUUACUCAAGUCCAAGGCUGUGAUGUGCUGUAUCCGUUCCGUCUUGUGACGAAUUGCCUUUUGAGCGACACUUGAUGCGCUGUUUGAUUUACAUGCAUAUAUAUCGUAAGCGGCUGGCGUUCCUGAAUACCUCUUAUACUUUACACUAUAUGAAUAUAUGUUCUCUACACGAU
This is a messenger RNA of Exophiala viscosa, 1762 nucleotides long. Its product is annotated as xylose isomerase-like protein. Lineage: Eukaryota; Fungi; Ascomycota; Eurotiomycetes; Chaetothyriales; Herpotrichiellaceae. The transcript is spliced from 2 exons. Bases 449 to 1612 code for a protein of 387 amino acids. The record is from RefSeq and is a predicted model, not a curated record.